Messenger RNA from Neospora caninum, 4782 nucleotides. RefSeq lists its product as hypothetical. Gene Ontology annotation, biological process: lipid metabolic process. The coding region runs from base 1 to 4782 and encodes 1593 amino acids. The record is from RefSeq and is a predicted model, not a curated record. Gene Ontology annotation, molecular function: phosphoric diester hydrolase activity. Lineage: Eukaryota; Apicomplexa; Conoidasida; Eucoccidiorida; Sarcocystidae. The transcript has 10 exons.
AUGGAGACACACUCGCCGCCCGGAGACACGGACCCUCCGAGGGGAAUCGCGGUGGCGUCUCCUCCCUCUGACUGUCCAGAAGCUGCGAAAGAGCGAAACUCCCUCCCAAGGCAAACGAUCGAAGGCGAGCGAAAGAGCGACAAAGACGAGGCGUCUUCUCACUCUUCCUCUGUCUCCUCCGUCUCCUCUGAGUCCUCUCUCUCGUCUGUUCACUCCUCCCCUGUCUCCUCUAUCUCGUCUGUCCACUCCUCCCCUGUCUCCUCUCUCUCGUCUGUUCACUCCUCCCCUGUCUCCUCUCUCUCGUCUGUUCACUCCUCCCCUGUCUCCUCUCUCUCGUCUGUUCACUCCUCCCCUGUCUCCUCUCUCUCGUCUUUCCGCUCUUCCUCUGGCUCUUCGCUGUCUUCUCCGCACGCGGCAUUCUCGCCUCUCGCGUCUCCUCCCGCGUCGACUGCUGGCCGCUCUCUGAGCCUCGAAGCGGGCGAAGCUGACGCGGAUCCCAGCAGCCGCGAAGGAAACGAAGAAGGGCGGACUCAGAGUAGUGUGUCCUCCGCCGCGUCUUCGCCUCGGCCUUCGUCUGAAGUCCCUCGCGUUCGUCUCUCCUCAGAGGCCUCGCGCAGCUACGUGGUCUCCGUUUCAGACUCGGCAAGUUUCGCAGGAAGAGCGCAAGGAGUCCAAAACGAAGGAGACGCCGCCCCCGAGGACAAGGUUGCUCGGCGACGAGAGAAAGCAAAGCAUCAAUCCUCAAGCGGCAAUCGAGGGACAAUCCAGUUGGAAGAAGAAAUCUCACCGGACCCGGCAUGCAGCAGAUCUCUCAGUUGGGUAUACUUUUCACCCACCUCACGAUCUUCUUUAGAUGGCGUGGAACUCUCUCAGCCUGUCCCGCGUUUCCCUCUAAUCACCUACCGCGGGAGCGACUCGGCGACACAAAAACUGAUUGAAGAGAAAGUCGCUGCGCUCUCUCACGCGCCGUCUUCCUCGUAUGCUUCGCAUGCUCUUUCUUCCUCUCACCCGCCCCAUUCCUCUCUCGCGGCGUCGCGUGCGCCUGGCGCUGCCUCGGCGUGCAUCGCGCCGCCCAGGGGAGAUCCGCAGAGAGUCGUCGCAGAAGGCGAACCACAAGAAGAGAAUCAAGCAGGCUGGUCUUUUCAGCCCUUUGGAGACUUCGCCUCUUACGUCUUCCGAUCGCUCCUGACCGCCGAGAGGCCCGAGCGCGAAGGCGAGGCAGACGCGGCGGUUCCACCUCUCCCCGAAGCUUCUCUGGAGCCGUCGGAGACUCACAGCCCAGAAGAACCGGUGAACACGUGCGACGACGUCAGCAGCCCGGACAGCGGGUUGUUCUCGUCUUCGAGCGACGACGAGCUAUUCUUCUUGACUCCGCGCGACCCGCCCCGUCGCUUUCUGUCGCUUCGCUCUUUCCACAAACGGCCGAUGAGUGAACGUUCUCUCUUUUUGCACCGUUCUCGGCGACGCGCGGAGGGCGAAGACUCCGGCGGACGCACCCGUCACUCUGAUGGAGGCUUCACCGGGGACCGGGUUCUCGACCGGACGCCGAUUUCAGAACGCAGAGACAUUCCCCGCGACGGGCGAGACCGAGUGUCUCUCCGAGGACAGACGCAGCAGGCGGCGAGUCAAGCGAUCGCAGAGCUCGGUGCGAAGACGACGGAAGAGAGCGAGGGGACAGCCAUGCGUUUAGGCUCCGGAGAUGCACGCGACAGAGAGGUCCGACGGCGCCACAGCCACCGAGAAGACGGCGGCUCGUUUCCCUUCUCGACCGACAAAGCGCAGCGCGUUCCCCGUCAGGACGCGCCUCUCGGUUCCGUCGCGUCUUUCCAUCGAGAGAGAGGGUCGUCGUCGCAUGCGUCUCCUCUGUCUUCGGCGCGGAUGCUGCAUGCCACGACUCUCGACUCGUACUCCGAGCUGCUUCGAAGUCCGCAAGACGCGUGGAAAAUCCAGAAAUCCCCGACGAUGCUGCUCGCGGCGAAAUGGCGGAAACGCGCGCAGGCGGCUGCGGUCGCCUCCGAGCGGGCGCGAGCCGCUUCAGCGUCUCUGCCGUCUGUGGACGGGAGAAAGAAAGGCACAGGCGACGACGGCGAGUCCAGGAAGAAGAAAGAAGCAGAGGCGCUUUCGCCCGAAGAACGCGCGCUGAGAAACAGCGCCAUCGUCAGCCGCGUGGCCGCAGCGGCUGCCGCACAGGCCGCGCAGGAAGCCGCGGAAAAAAGCGUCCAGGCUGGCCUCGUGGAAGCUGCGCUCAAGUUUCGAAUGUCCAAGGUGACUCUCGAGGAGUGGAUGAAAUCCCCGGGCAUUCAACAAAGACGGAUCUGGGAUGUGAUCCUUCCAGCAACGCACAACAGCGCCUCCUGGAAGGUUGCCGACUCGACCAUGAAGCGGCCUCUCCUCGUUCCCAUGAUCAAAAACUGGGUUACGUGUCAGCACGUCAACAUCACUGAGCAGCUGCGACGAGGCAUCCGCUGGCUAGAUCUCCGCGUGUGCAAGUUGGGCGAUGCGACCUUUGAGAAGGUUUCUGCCUCUUCCGCUGCUCCUCGAAAGGGCCAGGAAGAAGCAGGAGAUUCCAAGCACCCCAUUCCUGCUGUCCAGUCUUCGUCGCUCUUCGCCGAGGUCGAGGGGUCUGGCGGUGACCAGAGACGGGGAUCUUCGGAGAAGAGAGCUGUGACAAACGAACGCGAGAAGAGCGAGGGGGGAGACGAGGACCGACGGAAACUGACAACAGACAAGGAACGAAAAGCAGAUCACGAGAAGAAAGUCGCCGACCUCCUCCGCGGUCUACGUUCCCUGCGAGCCGUCCCUUACUGCGCCCAUGGCGGUGUUUGUACAGUCCCACUGCUUCCCGUUCUCGGCGACGUUCGAAUUUUCCUCGAGGCGCAUCCAACCGAAAUCAUCAUCCUCAGCCUCGUCGCCGAUCACGGCGUCUGCCAAGGGACAUUCUGCAACACCCGAACUCUCAAUGCGGGCGAAGUCGACUUUUACCUCGGAAAAAUUCUCGGGGCGUUUUUGGGUCCUCGACUACGCCGAGACACCACGCUCGAGCAACUUUUGAGGCGAAAUCAGCGCGUGAUCUACUUUUGGAACCACGAAGAGCGUUGCCUUCCUCCCUUUGAACCUUGUUUCGCCUGUCUCAAAACCUUCUCUCCGGCUCUCUCGUCUCCCUCUGUCUCCGCGACGUCGCGGUUUCCUUCUCGGUGCGUCGAGGGCACUGACAGCCUGGCCCAAGCACGCAGAGAGAAGGAGCGGGAGGCUCUCCACGACAUUUCCCUGUGCACCUGCGAACGAGGACACCUUCAGGCCUGGCUCCGAAACGCCCAUCUGCUGUUCUGCACGGACCCUCCUCCAGAGGACGCCGUCAACGACUGUCAAGAGUCCCUGCGUCGAGUGUGCCAGAAACUGCACGCGGGCCAACGAGAUCUUCAGGCUCCCCGCGACGGCGCGGUUUCUGCGUCGCCCCAGCCGAGCCCGAGUUCCCCUGGAGUGGAGCCCCGCAAGGACCGGCAUGCGCCUUCGUCUCUCGCUGUCCCUGUGUCUCCCGCGCGUCCGGGAUCGCUGAUUCCGCAGACACCCGUCGCCGACUUUGUGUCUCCGUCCCUCACGCUCUCUUCUGAAGGGAAGGGACACGUCUCUCGCGAGUCCUCGUGUCCUCGUUCGGGGGCGACUUCGGGGUUGAGUUACUCUCGGUCUCCGUUUCACACCGGGAAAACGGUGGUGCUCAAGAGCUGGAGAGACACCCGGGCGGCGAAGCCUGAAAUCCUCAUCACGCACCUCGACGCCUGGCUGCAGGAGCGGAAAGAAGAAGCAUCGCAACAGAGAGGAGCCGACUACGCAUAUGGGAAUAAACCGUUUGUGCUGAAGAUGCUGUGUGGAGAAGUCACAGCUCCGGACUCGCUCGGUUUGCAUGUGGUUCUCUAUUGGACGAAGCAGGCGCAGUCUGCUUUGCAAAGUCUGCCCCACGGCAUCAAAACGAACGCGAAGACGACGAAUCGCCUUCUUCUCCGAUUUUUAGUCGAACAGAAUCUGCUCACGCGCGAGCUGAGAGACGCGCGAGCGCACCGCCUCAACAAGGCCCUGCGGCGUGCCAAGCGGAAGCGACACAAGAGGGAAAGAGAGCGGCGCAGAGAGCAGGCCGGUAGCGCACUGCGCGAAGUCAAACCAGAGGAAGAACGGGACGUCGGGGCCACUGACGAAGAAGAAGAGACGAAGGUGAUUUUAAGGCAGUUGGAAGAUCGAGACGGUCUCGGCGAGGUUAAGGGCCUGCAUGUGCUGAACGCGAUCUCCCAUGAUUUCGUUAACAAGCAUCUGACCCAGUUCAUCGUUCAACUCAACCUAGAGAGGCCAGACUACAGUUCGGCUUCGCUCGCGUCUUCCCCUCUGGGACCGUCCUCUUCGUCGUUGCUGGGCUACGCCGUUUCUCAGUCUCGUCUCGCUUCUCCCCUUUCUUCUUCUCCACGCGUGACGAGCCGCGUUUUGCCAGCGCCGAACAAGACCGACGCGCUGCAGACGGUCGCGGGGGAGGAAAGGAGGUCGGAGGCACACGACGAGCAGGCAACAGGAAACCAAGGAGGCGAGGCAAGAGAGGGGUUGAUGAAGGGGGGGGAAGAAGUGCCUGGAGGCGCGCACGAUGACACAGGACAGAAGAAAGAGGAGCAACUGAGCGAGACGGAAAACAGGCUGUUUGAGAAGGAGGAGCCGGUUUCGGUAAACGCCUGGGCCGCAGAAGUCGCUCCAGCCGGAGACAAAAGGGAAAGUAAAAGGAAAGGAGGAACGGCGAGAGAAUAG